Messenger RNA from Prosopis cineraria, 853 nucleotides. RefSeq names its product LRR receptor-like serine/threonine-protein kinase FLS2. Bases 44 to 853 code for a protein of 269 amino acids. Lineage: Eukaryota; Viridiplantae; Streptophyta; Magnoliopsida; Fabales; Fabaceae. The transcript has 3 exons. The record is from RefSeq and is a predicted model, not a curated record. Gene Ontology annotation, molecular function: protein binding.
AAUCCCCUCACACAGUUCAUAGCAAACCAUUUCUUGAGUUAUCAUGGAUACCUUAUUCCUCUCCCAUAUCUUCAAUCUUUUGCUUCUGUUGGUACUAACAUCUGCAAUCAUGUUCCACAAAGGCAUGCAUAGUUUGAGAGAACAGUGUCAUGAAAGAGAUCGCCGUGUCCUCCUAAACUUCAAACACACAAUUGAUGACCCAUCAUCCAUCCUCUCUAGUUGGUCAGAUGAUGGCAGAGAUUGUUGUGAGUGGGUUGGAAUUCGGUGUGACAACGCCACAGAAUUGCGCCUGGAUAGUUGCCAACUUCAAAACAUAAAUCCAUCUCUCCAUGAUGUCAUCACCUCUGUCAACCUGAGCUAUAAUUAUCUUCAUGGCGAACUACCAAAGAGACUGUUGAAUCUUCAAAAAUUAAAAAGCUUGGAUUUGCAUGGCAAUAAAUUGAGUGGACCAAUUCCAGCUUGGUUAGGCCAGCUUGAACACUUGCAAGUUUUUGAUGUUAGUGAGAAUUUAAUUUCUGGCCCUAUUCCUCCUGUUUUGGGAAAUCUAUCAUCCUUGAUUACUUUGAAUCUCAAUUCAAAUAACGUAAAUGGUAGUCUUCCAGAAAGUCUUGGACAGCUCUUGAACUUGGAGAUGUUAUCUUUUCAUGAUAAUCACCUGAUGGGGCAUGUGUCUGAAAGAAAUUUUGUCAGACUCUCAAAUUUGAAAGUUCUUGGUAUGGGAUCUCCAAGCUUAAUCUUUGACUUUGAUUUGUUGUGGGUUCCUCCUUUUCAGCUGAUAGAGUUACAUUUGCUGCACAUGGUGGAUUCCAUAUUUCCUGAAUGGAUAUACACACAAAAAUCUCUUAAGUGUUAA